CGCAGUUGAAAGUCCUCUGUUAGGCUCCAGUCGCCGCGCCGGGCAUGCUCAGUAGCUGGGACCGGCUCGGCUCCCAGAGAAGGAAGCAGCUUUCCGCGCCCCGGCGGCCGACAGCGGGCACUUUGAUGAAUCACGUGUGUUGAGGCCGUCUUAAAGAGAUAGGCACCGAAUUUCCCUCCACCCUAAACACCGCCCUGAGGGCGGUGGCGAAGGCGACCGUGGUUAAUUGCAACUGCUCAGGGGCAGGGCUUGCCCUAGUGCCGUGUAGUGGCAGCGUGGUUGCGUCGGGGGUGCUUGAGAGCCGGGAGUCCCGGGGGCCUGAAAUCGGCAGCUCACCACACUGUCCCUCUGGAAGAGGUGCUGCUGAAUCAGCGCGGGACAGCGUGAGCGCCCCGAGGGGCUUCCUCAGUUGAGGAGCAGUGGGCGCAGGUGACAGGGCCGGAGAAAGAUGGAGCAGCCCGGGGCCGCGGCGUCGGGAGCGGGAGGCAGCAACGAGGAACCCGGUGGGGGCCGGAGCAACAAGCGGAGCCCUGGGAACCGGGCCGCCAACGAAGAGGAAACGAAAAACAAACCCAAAUUGAACAUUCAAAUAAAAACUUUGGCAGAUGAUGUGCGUGACCGAAUUACAAGUUUUAGAAAAUCUACUGUCAAAAAAGAAAAACCUCUUAUUCAACAUCCUAUUGAUUCUCAAGUUGGGAUGAGUGAGUUUCCCGCAGCUCAGCCAUUAUAUGAUGAACGAUCUUUGAAUUUGUCAGAAAAGGAAGUACUGGAUCUCUUUGAAAAAAUGAUGGAGGACAUGAACCUUAAUGAAGAAAAAAAAGCUCCUUUACGAAACAAAGAUUUUACCACCAAGCGUGAGAUGGUUGUCCAGUAUAUUUCUGCCACUGCCAAAUCUAUAGUUGGAAGUAAAGUUACGGGUGGGCUGAAAAACAGCAAACAUGAGUGCACCCUAUCUUCACAAGAAUAUGUUCAUGAGUUACGAUCUGGUAUUGCAGAUGAGAAACUUCUUAACUGCUUGGAAUCCCUGAGAGUUUCUUUAACAAGCAAUCCCGUAAGCUGGGUUAACAACUUUGGCCAUGAAGGUCUUGGACUCUUAUUGGAUGAGCUGGAAAAGCUUCUGGACAAAAAACAGCAAGAAUAUAUCGACAAGAAGAAUCAGUAUAAACUUAUUCAGUGCCUAAAAGCAUUUAUGAAUAAUAAGUUUGGAUUGCAAAGGAUUCUAGGAGAUGAAAGAAGCCUUUUAUUAUUGGCAAGAGCAAUUGACCCCAAACAACCCAACAUGAUGACUGAAAUAGUAAAAAUACUUUCUGCUAUUUGCAUUGUUGGAGAAGAAAACAUUUUAGAAAAACUUUUGGGGGCUAUCACUACAGCAGCUGAAAGAAAUAAUAGGGAACGAUUUUCAUCAAUUGUGGAAGGAUUAGAAAAUCAUGAAGCUUUGCAAUUACAGGUGGCCUGCAUGCAGUUUAUAAAUGCCCUUGUCACUUCUCCUUAUGAGCUUGAUUUUCGAAUACAUUUAAGGAACGAAUUCCUCCGGUCAGGACUAAAAUCAAUGUUACCAGAUCUAAAAGAAAAAGAGAAUGAUGAGCUUGACAUUCAGCUGAAAGUAUUUGAUGAGAACAAAGAGGACGACCUAACUGAAUUAUCACACCGUCUCAAUGACAUCCGUGCAGAAAUGGAUGAUAUGAAUGAAAUAUACCAUCUUCUGUAUAAUAUGUUGAAGGACACUGCUGCAGAAAAUUAUUUAUUAUCCAUUCUACAACAUUUUUUGCUCAUCAGAAACGAUUAUUAUAUCAGGCCACAGUAUUAUAAAAUAAUUGAGGAGUGUGUUUCACAGAUAGUGCUGCACUGCAGUGGUAUGGAUCCAGACUUCAAGUACAGGCAAAGAUUAGACAUCGAUUUAACUCAUCUAAUAGAUUCUUGUGUGAACAAGGCAAAAGUUGAAGAAAGUGAACAAAGAGCAGUGGAAUUUUCAAAGAAGUUUGAUGAAGAAUUCACAGCUCGACAGGAAGCUCAAGCUGAGCUUCAAAAGAAAGAAGAAAAAAUCAAAGAACUUGAAACAGAAAUCCAGCAACUUCGAACCCAGGCACAUUCACUCUCAGCUUCAUCAGGAGGCCCUCCUCCACCACCUCCUUUGCCGGGAGUUGGGCCAUCUCCACCCCCACCUCCACCAGCACCACCUCUACCCGGAGGAAUUCCUCUUCCUCCUCCACUUCUUUUACCUGGAAUGACUGGGAUACCACCACCACCUUGGUUUGGGGGACCCCCUCCACCACCACCCUUUGGAGGACUUCCACCUCCUCCAGGAGCAUUAGCUGAUUUACCUUAUGGAAUGAAACAGAAAAAAUUAUAUAAACCUGAAGUGUCCAUGAAGCGAAUCAAUUGGUCCAAGAUUGAACCCAAAGAAUUAUCUGAGAACUGUUUCUGGUUAAAAGUUAAAGAAGAAAAGUUUGAGAAUCCGGAUCUCUUUGCAAAGUUGGCACUGACUUUUGCUACCCAGAGAAAAGUGCAAAAGAAUUCAGACGCUUCAGAAGAAAAGAGGACUCUGCCUACAAAGAAAAAAGUGAAAGAAUUGAGAAUUUUGGACUCGAAAACAGCCCAGAAUCUGUCUAUUUUUCUGGGAUCAUAUCGCAUGCCAUAUGAAGAUAUAAAAAACAUUAUUUUGGAAGUUAAUGAAGAGCUACUGAGUGAGGCCUUAAUUCAGAACCUUAUAAAACAUCUUCCUGAGCAGAAGAUGCUCAAUGAAUUAGGACAGCUUAAGAAUGAAUAUGAUGACCUCUGUGAACCUGAACAGUUUGGAGUUGUGAUGAGCUCGGUGAAAAUGUUACGGCCUCGUCUCAAUAGUAUUCUUUUCAAGCUCACGUUUGAAGAACAUGUAAACAACAUCAAACCAAGCAUCAUAGCAGUAACUCUUGCCUGUGAAGAACUGAAGAAAAGUGAAAGCUUUAACAGACUUUUAGAGUUAGUUCUUUUGGUUGGAAACUACAUGAACUCAGGCUCAAGAAAUGCCCAAUCUUUGGGUUUUAAGAUCAACUUCCUUUGUAAGAUUAGAGACACUAAGUCAGCAGAUCAAAAAACAACACUUUUGCAUUUUAUUGCUGAAAUUUGUGAGGAAAAAUACCGAGAUAUCCUGAAAUUUCCUGAAGAACUGGAACAUGUAGAAAGUGCAAGCAAAGUUUCAGCUCAAAUUCUCAAGAGCAACCUUGAAGUAAUGGAACAACAUAUUGUUAAUUUGGAACGUGACAUCAAGAAAUUCACCCAUGUAGAAAAUCAACUUGAUAAGUUUGUGGAAAAGAUGACGAGCUUUACAAAGUGUGCAAGAGACCAAUAUGAAAAACUGGUUACGAUGCACAGCAACAUGACAAAACUCUAUGAGAAUCUUGGAGAAUACUUCAUUUUUGACUCUAAGACAGUGAGCAUAGAAGAGUUUUUUGGUGAUCUCAGCAACUUCCGAACUCUGUUUUUGGAAGCAGUGAAAGAAAAUAAUAAGAGAAGAGAAAUGGAAGAGAAAACUAGGAGGGCUAAGCUUGCAAAAGAGAAAGCUGAACAAGAGAAGUUGGAACGCCAGAAGAAAAAGAAACAACUCAUUGAUAUGAACAAAGAGGGUGAUGAGACUGGUGUGAUGGAUAAUCUUCUAGAAGCCCUACAAUCAGGUGCAGCAUUCCGAGACCGCAGAAAGCGCAUUCCAAGGAAUCCAGAUAACAGACGAGUACCUUUGGAAAGGUCGCGCUCUCGCCACAGUGGAGCUAUCUCAUCUAAGUGAUUCCUGAUGCCAAAGAAUAUGAAAAUAUUUAAAUAAACAAAAUCACAUGUCCUGAGAACAACAACACAUGCACUCAAGGGAUGGAGAGAAAAUAAGUGCAUUUCUGCAAAGAUCAAACUAAUCUGGAUGAAGUAGUGUGCAUUUACAAAACCAUUGCAAGACUCCUCCCAUAAUACUAAUCUGAACACAGUUAUCAGGAUGAUAAAUCGUGUGCUCCAUUUUUGUGUAAAGAUGUAUAUUAUUUGUUAUUGUGUGUGACCUGACUGUGAUGAUGAAAGUGUAAGAGAUUGAAGGGUUAGAGCUUUGGAAAAUGGUCUGUCAAAAAUUUAAAAUCUUAAAUUUGUAGGUCACCUCACUAAAAGAAUAAAACCAAAAAAGGAAGAGAAGGAAAAACACAAAGAAUUAUCAAAUGUCUGCUUCCAAUCCCUAUUAUGCAUAAAAAAAAGGCCCCCCAAAAAUGUGCAUCUUAAUGAUUCAGGGAGGGGCUAAUAUUGUGCACACUGAGAGAAGCCAUUUUGGAAAUUCACAAAAGUACUGCUCCGCCCCAGUCAAGUUAUUUAGAAUCUUAUCUCAAGUGAAAGCUGAUGGAUUCAUCUGUUUUGGCUGAAAUUAAACUUAUCAUUAGUCUAGCGUUUCAGCAUGAUAUUGCAGGCACUUAUCAUUGCUAAAAAUAAACCAAAGUUUAAUAGAAUCAGUUAGGGAACGUGAUUUAAACUUUAUUUAAAGAGGUAUUUUCUAAUUAUGCACAGAUAUCUACUUUAUACAAAUACUUUAUACGGCUAUUUUUGAGAAAAACCUCACAUUUUAAUGUUUAUGCUAGGCAUGAACCUGAGAAUUCUAUUACCUUUAUGUAGAUUUUAGAUGCAAAUAUUGAUUCCUAGUCUCUGUGGUUUAUUUCUUCUCUCUAUUGCCUCUUACUCCCUUGACCCCCUUGAAGGCAGGGAAUAGAGUUCUAGAAGACCUGAGAAGAAAAAGAUUUCUUUCUGCAGGAGGCAGCAAAAUCUGUCUGAAAGGUCAAUUGUUUUAUCUCCCUUUCUACUCCUCUUUCCAAUUCUGCUUUGAUGGUCUGAAGAAGAAAAAGAAAUUCUAUGUACGUAUGUAAAUAUGUAUAUAUAGUUAUAUCUCCUGCUACAAUAAUUCCAUAUCCUAGUCACUAAGUGAACUUCUCAAUCAUCAUCAUACUUACUUACCUUAUAUUAACAAAUUAAAUUGACGCUGCCAAAACAACUCUAGGAGGAAAAACACUGGUGUCCUCUAGAGGUAGUCAUUUUUCUUAAAUAGAUGAGGGAAUAAAAAUCAUACUUAACUUGUCUAUUAUUUUUCUUAAAUAGAUGAGGGAAUAAAAAUCAUACUUAACUUGUCUAUUAUUUUAAAAUAUGCAUUGAAAUAACGUGGCAUAACUACUCUAGAGUGCAAUUUCAAGACUAAUUCAUGCAGAUGAUUGUUAUUAUUGUAAAAGAUUUCUUAUAUAUAUGUUUGAGAGAUAGAAAAUACUAUUUCUAUUCCUCCAAAGCACAUCAUACCCAUUCAGAGAGAAGAGCAAAUGACAGGCUUGGCAAGUCCCCAUCUAAGAUAAUAUAAACAAGUGACCGAUAGCUCACAGAUUCUUUUAUAUAGGUGUAUAAUGAUUCAAACUGCUGCCUUUUCCUCCAUUGCAUUCUUACUUAGGUAUUAUAUUUUAAAAGCUCUGAAGCUGCUACAAUAGAGAAAUCAAAAAGAGGGACGGUAUCUGAGAUUUUGCAGUUCUGUCCUGUCUGAAAAUACAUACAGACACACACAUCUAAGGGAUAUAUCAGUUUCACACACUGUUUUUUAAUAACAACAAAAGUGUAGGUUCCACUAAUUUAUGUAAAUACCUACUAUGUGUAUUUUUGACUUUACAGGAGAUUUUUUUGAAAUCUCCAUGAUAUGGCUUCUUUGAGUCUUUUGAUAGCUUUUCAGCCUAUAAGAAAAUGAUUUUGAAAUGUUAACUCUGACUAAAAUUGGGGAGCAUUUGCCAUGCUGUAUUAUCAAGCUGGUUAAGGUAGAAAUACCAAUUUGUAUCAACUUUUCCAGAUGUGAACUUGCCUUAUUUUCUAGUUUGUGAACAAGAAUGAAUGAAGUACUAUAUUGAUAAAUUAUAUACUUAUAUUUAGAACAGUUCUCCUUACUUUUUGCAACCAUAAAAACACCAUUAAAAAUUAUCACCCCUCAAAAAUGCAUAAUGACAUUUGUGGUAUAGAACGAAAUUAUACUAAAGGCUUUUGUUGGUUUUAUUACUACCACAUGUGAGAAAAACCAUUUAUACAGGGUUUUCUUCAGAAUGUUUUUUAAAAAUGCAAAACUAGUUGUAGUAAUCUCCUUUCACUCCUGUAACAAAUUACUACCAGUUUGGUGACUUAAUGCAACAGAAAUUUAUUCUGUCAUGGUUCUGGAGGCCAGAAAUUCAAAAUUAAGGUGUUGGCAGGGCCAUACUCCCCCCAGAGGUUCUAGAGGAGAAUCUGUCUUUGCCACUUCCAGCGGCUACUGGCAUGCCUUAGCUGAUUGCCACAUCUUUCUCUCUGCUCCAUCUUUACAUCACCUUCUUCUCUGAGUACCUGAUCUCCCCUCUACCUCUGUCUUAGAAGGAUGCUUAUGAUGAUAUGUAGCGACCACCCAGAUUAAUCCAGGAAAAUCAUCUCAUCUCAAUAUCCUUAACUUAAUUACACCCGUAAGACCCUUUUUCCAAAUAAGAUAACAUUCACAAAUUCUGGGGAUUAGGAUAUAGCCAUACCUUUGGAGGGGAGGGGGUGCCAUUCAUCCCACUAUACUAGUCAUUGCAUGUAAGAAUGUGGACAUAUCUUUUUGAAAGCCAGCCUCAGCCUACCAUAGUUCACCCCCCUCUGGCCAAAAAUUAUGUCUGGUGCAUGUAUAAAAUACAUUCAACCCUUGCUGACAUUACCAAAAGCCUCAACUUAUUACAGCAUCAACUCUGAGUCCAAGAUCUCAUUUAAAUAUCAUAAUUUCAGAAAUCCCAAAUCAUCAUUUGGAUGAUCUCAGUCAGGUAUGAGUGCAACUCUGAGUAUGAUCCAACCUGGGCAAAAUUCCUCUCUAUCUUUGAACCAGUGAAACAAAAAAGAAUUUAUCUAUUUCCAAAAUACAGUGGUGGAACAGACAUACUGUAACAAUUACAGCUAUUCCUAUUACAAAAAGUAGAGAAUGGAAAGUAGAAAGGAGUCACCUGUUCCAAUCAGUUUCAAAAUCCAACCAGACAAAUUUCCUUUAGGUUUAAAUGCCUAGCAAUAAUCCUCUGUGUCUCAGGGCUUCACCCUUUGGGCUUACAGCUCUUCCUUCUUAGACCAUGGAUUGGGCUUCUGCCUCUAUGCCCAUAGAUCUGCCCUCAGGUUGAUCCUUCCUUUAUCUUGAAGUGUAGCACAUGUUUGCAGCUGAAUAGUUUUAUCAACCUAUUUCCUUCCUUUAGGAUUUUGGCAAUCUGAAAAUCUUUUAUCAUUUUUUUUUUCUAACUCUAUCCCUUUCAGGCCAUGUUGGAAGUGUUUCCACUAAUGUAAAAUUCUCAAAACUUUGUAGGUCUCCCAAGUCUGUCACAUUGAUUCACACCUUUAGAAAAGAGGGUUGUUGGAGAUUUUUCUUGUAUAACUCCAUCUCUAAUCUUGGCUUCUACUGGGAUGGUUGAGUGAAACCAUGAUUCAGUACCUAAUCCCUUCAGCACUGGGCAAAGGUUGUCCAGCCACACGUGUGGCCUUAUUCCAGAGCACACUUUGCUAACAGUGAAUCUCCUCAUUUGAGCCUUUUUUGUGAUCUAAAUAGACUCAGAAUCUCUCCAGUCAUCAAAUGCUGAUCCUUUUUUGCUUAACUGUUCUUUCCUCAAUGUAUCUGUUGUCUCUCUUAUUUACGCAUCAAAAGAAACUAGGCUAUACCUUUAAUACUAUGCUUGAAAAUCUCCUGAGCUAAAACAUUCAAGUUCAUCCCUUGCAAGUUCUGCUUUCCACAAACUCAUAGAACACAAUUCAGAUAAACUUUCUGCCCCUAUUUAUAAUAACAAGGAUUGUGUUUCUUCCAGUUUCCAAUAAAAUAUUCAUUUCCUUCUGAACCCUCCCCCCAAAUGCCUGUGACAUUCAUAUUUCUACCAACAGUGUGGUUAAAGCAAUCUAUGCUUUUUCUAUCACACACAUCAAAAUUCUUCCAGUCUCUACCCAUUAUCCAAUUCCCAAGCCCCUUCACAUUUUUAAGUAUUUGUUACAGUGGUGCCCCAUUUCUCAGCACCAAAAUCUAUAUCAGAUUCCUGUGGCUGCUGUAACAAAUAAACCUCAAACAUAGUAGCCUAAAACAAUAGAAAUUUAUUCUCUUGCUGUUUUGCAGGCUAGAAAUUGAGGCAUUGGCAGGGUUGAACUCUUUUCUGGAGCCUCUGGGGGAAAAUCCAUUCCUUGCGUCUUCCAGUUUCUUUGGCUGCCCAAGGCUUCCAUUCCUUGGCUGUGGUUGCAUCUCUCUCUGCUCUGUCUUCACAACACCUUCCCCUCUGUAUGUAUAAUCUACCUCUGCCUCUCUCUGAAAAGGACACUGGGGGUAGCAUUUAGGGCCCACCCAGAUUAUUCAUGAUAUCUUAUCUCAAGAUCCUCAACUCAGUCAAAAAAGACCCCUUUUUUCAAAUAAGGCAAUAUUAUAGGUUAUAAGGACUAGGAUAUGGACAUAUCUUUUGGGAGAAGGGGGCACCAUUCAGCCCACUAUACUAGUCAUUGCACAUAUGUGUACUUUUCACUUUUUAAAUGCAUCCUUGGUGCUCAAGCCAAAUUUAAAUUUGUCUCUAAAAGCUAUUGUCUGCACAGGCUAUGUUACUGCAUGCUUUGUUGUUAAAUAAUAGACAGGCUAUUCUCAAUUUUGGUUGAUCCUUUUGCCAUUUUGCCAAUUAGCUUGAAAAGAAAAUAGAUCCCACCUCUGCACCUUUUCUGCCCUUUUUAUGGAGUCUUUGACCAAACGUCUUCUAUGAUUCUCAAUGCAGGCACAAAACUACCUCUGAUACAGAAGGGUUCUUUUACAAGCUUAUUUUAAAUAUUAUGAAUCCCUCAGCUGAAGGGAGAGGUGAAAGAAAAGACUGCUUUGAAUGAGUAUUGAGGGAAGAUUGUGUCCAAACCAAGCCAAUAGCAGUAGCAGUAGAACUGUGGAUUUGUGCUCUAAUUUCGCCUCAGAAUAAACACCUGUCUCUAAGCAGGACCAAGAAUGACUUGCAAUUUAUGUGUAAUGGCUACUUACUUAUUCAAUAAAGUUAACACAUGC
Molecule: messenger RNA, 9010 nt
Organism: Nycticebus coucang (slow loris)
Lineage: Eukaryota; Metazoa; Chordata; Mammalia; Primates; Lorisidae
Gene: DIAPH2
Product: diaphanous related formin 2
Exons: 28
Coding region: 449-3760 (1103 amino acids)
Biological process (GO): actin cytoskeleton organization; actin filament polymerization
Cellular component (GO): cytoplasm; actin filament
Molecular function (GO): actin binding; microtubule binding; small GTPase binding
Source: RefSeq, a predicted model, not a curated record